Podarcis raffonei (Aeolian wall lizard) is the source of this 1458-nucleotide messenger RNA. RefSeq lists its product as uncharacterized. Gene Ontology annotation, biological process: viral process. The transcript has 2 exons. The record is from RefSeq and is a predicted model, not a curated record. The coding region runs from base 223 to 1248 and encodes 341 amino acids. Lineage: Eukaryota; Metazoa; Chordata; Lepidosauria; Squamata; Lacertidae.
GGUGAUCUGAUGUAGGGAAAGGAAAAGGUUGGGAGGUAGAGUGUGGUGAAGUAUCCAGCGCAUUGUAUGUGUGAGAAAGUACAAUCUGUAGCUGACCUAAGUGUGGAGUGGGUACUACUUCGUUUCCCAGUAAGGAGAGUGUGUGAGUGACUGAGUGGAUACUUCACAGGCCCAUACAAUGGGAGUUGGAGGUUCAAAGGGGGAAAUACACCUCUUGAAUGUAUGUUAAAUAAUUUUAAGAAAGCCUUCUCAGGAGCAUAUGGAGUCAAAAUGACGCCAGAGCGCCUGAGAACGUUAUGUGAAUUAGACUGGCCGAAACAAAAUACUGAAUGGCCAUCUCAGGGAACCUUUGAUAUAAAUUUAGUAAGCAAACUUUGGUCUAACAUCGCCAAAGAAACUGGAGGGUGCCCAGAACAAUUUUCAUAUAUAGAUUCUUGGCUGAGCACAUUAAAUAAAAAUCCUCCAUGGAUAAGGGAAUGCGAAGUCCAACGAUGCAAAUUAUUGGCUGUAAAAGCCGAAGCUAGGAAAGGAAUCUUGCCAAAUAAACUCAAACCCAUUUUUGAGGGACCAGAGGAAGAGGUGCUUCCACCUCCACCCUAUGCUCCACAUCGAGGGGAGCCUAAUCCAAACACUCCACUAGUUGUAACCCCAAGGCAAGAAAGUGGAAUGAAUAAUGGGGCUGGAGUCACAGAGCUUGAUUCCUUGAUAGAUUAUGAUAAAUAUCUUCAGGAGGCAUUGGAGUCCUAUAAUAAAGCCCAAGCAGAAGUGGUUAUUCCACCUGUGAGUCCCAGUAGAACUCCAUCUACAGUCUCCUUUAGUGGACCAACUAAUUGCCCACCCCAAACCCCUGUACAUCCAAGUCCUAGAGAAUUAUUACAGAAGUUACAGGGAGACCUUGAUCGGUCAGCAAGCAAUACAGCCAGGCGUAUAAAGCUGCUAAAAGAACGCCUUGGGACAGAUACCAUCCCCUAUGAUUUGAGGCCCCUAGAGCAAAGCGAAGAGAAAGGUCACGUAGUAGCCCCUCUUAGAAGAGUAUUUGAUGCACUUGAGGAGCCUGUGCUGGUUAACGGGCAACCCGGACCACAGCCACCUCGAACUUCGACCCUCCAGUACAUUCCAUUCACAACUACGGAUCUGAUGAAUUGGAAAACACACACCCCAUCUUUCGCAGAAAAACCUCAGGCUAUGAUGGACUUGGUGACUUCAAUAGUAAAUAUCUCUUCACCACUGAGGAAAGGAGAGACAUAAUUGAAAAGGCACAGAUAUAUUUGCAUGAGCAGGCCAGAAUGGGAAAUAUUUUUAAUAUUGACCGUCAUCUCCAGGACAACUUUCCCUUGGAAGAUCCUAAUUGGGAUCCAAACAAUGCAAUUCACCUGGCCAGGCUUACCACCUACCGCCAGACGCUUGUGCAAGGUAUCCGCAGGGCAUGCCAGAAGCCCACUAAUAUGUUUAAAGUCU